Nelumbo nucifera (sacred lotus) is the source of this 1036-nucleotide messenger RNA. RefSeq names its product light-harvesting complex-like protein OHP2, chloroplastic. Gene Ontology annotation, cellular component: chloroplast thylakoid membrane. The record is from RefSeq and is a predicted model, not a curated record. Lineage: Eukaryota; Viridiplantae; Streptophyta; Magnoliopsida; Proteales; Nelumbonaceae.
AAAGAGAAAAUCGAAACAAAACUUGGCAGUUGGCUGUUUCAUUCUUAUCCACAGGUUUCUCACGCGUUCUUUGGUUAUUUGGUAGGCAUUAGCCCGAUCAUCGUCGUCUCCUUCUGCAUCUCUUACCAAAUUACGUAUAAAAGCAAAUCAAAUACAGACUUACAAGAGAGAAAAAACUGAGCAAAGAAGGCCCAAAGGAAAAUGUUUGUGGCUUCCUCUUCAAUCCCGUGCAUCAAAAUCUGUAGCUCUUCUUGCUCUUCUUCAACACCAGCAACUUGCUCUUCCUCCACUUCAUCGUCUUCUUCGUUCAGGUUCUCUGCUACUAAAUCUUCCAUCAUUACUAUAAGGAGUUCCAACGCCGAAGGACCUGUUCGAAGACCCGUUGCUCCUUCUUUGCGACCACCCUCUCCUUCUCUCAAACCCGCUCCUCCAUCUCCGUCUCCGUCCCUGACUCUACCGCCAGCCCCUUCUUCGGCUCCUCCCAAGCCGGUUUCCGUGGCUGGGUCGGAUCCUAAUGUAAUUACUUUGGAGUUUCAGAGACAAAUGGCUAAGGAGCUUCAGGAGUACUUUCGGCAGAAAAAGCUUGAAGAAGCGAACCAGGGACCCUUCUUUGGAUUCAUUGGCAAAAACGAAAUUACAAAUGGAAGAUGGGCAAUGUUUGGUUUUGCUGUUGGGCUGCUAACGGAGUACGCAACUGGCUCAGACUUUGUUGAUCAAGUAAAGAUCCUUCUCUCCAAUUUUGGGAUAGUAGACCUGGAAUAAUUUUUUGUCUGCUAUUGUUAUAGUCAUAUCCAAUGUUUCUUUUGUAACAUUUGAGUGAAUUACCAUGCUGUCUUUAACAAAUUCAAUGUCAUAAAUUGUGUCUUCACUAUUCAUUUUAACUGUAAGAAAGUAUAAGCUCCAUAUUUUACUUCACCAAGUCCUUUUGGAUAUCAGUUGGGUUUCUCUUUUAUGGAAUCUCAGCUACUAUUUCAGUUUGGGGCCUGAUGGAAAUGAAUUGUCAACCGUGACAUCUGUUAUCACAAAUUUGCUGCUA